Messenger RNA from Pollicipes pollicipes, 1210 nucleotides. RefSeq names its product very low-density lipoprotein receptor. The record is from RefSeq and is a predicted model, not a curated record. The coding region runs from base 149 to 1210 and encodes 353 amino acids. Gene Ontology annotation, molecular function: protein binding. Lineage: Eukaryota; Metazoa; Arthropoda; Thecostraca; Pollicipedomorpha; Pollicipedidae. The transcript has 8 exons.
CGCCGCUACGCGUCGAGCUUUCCUGGACCGCGAUCGCUCGGUGUGGCGCCGAGUUGCUUGGGCUGGGAGGAGCGCGGCGGGGGACGUCGAACAGUUUGAAGUGCGUGCUGCGAUGCUGCUUGCCUCGAACUGAAUUGCCUUGCUCACGAUGGCGAACAUAUCGGGAAAGGUUAUUCUGCUGCUGACAGUGACCGCGGCCGCCGCCGAACUCGGGCGGCCGUGCCUGCGAGACAGCAACUGUGCAGACGUGGCCAACAGUCGCUGCUGGCGGCGCCGCUGCGUCUGCGAAAGAUUCUACGUGCAGUUGAACAACACAGCCUGCCUGCCGCCGUCUCUGCUGGGCUUCCCCUGCGUGGAGGACGCCCAGUGCCGGUCGCGUGUCAAGAACACCGCCUGCAUCCGCGGCGCCUGCCGCUGCAGUCUGGGCUUCUCCACAUACAAACGGCACGCCUGCCUCGCACCGGCAAAACUGAACGAGACCUGCCACACGCAGGACCAGUGCCAUCUUGGGACAAAAGGAAGCCAUUGCAAGUUCAUCAUCCCACGAGUUAUUGGCAGAUGUCAGUGUCCGAACGGCGCUAGCCUAGUGGGAGCAAAAUGCUUGAGAUCUGCUGCAAAGCUAGGCAGCCGCUGCCAGCUGCCCACCGAGUGCGGCUUGAUCGCGCACGCCCAGUGCGCCCAGCACCCGGACAAGCCCAGCACGUGCCGCUGCGCACCCGGCUUCACCGAGUCCAACGACCUCACCUUCUGCCGGCCGCUGUACAAAGAGGCGCCAGCGCUGCCGGCGGCGCUCGGUCAACCGUGCGUGGCGUCAGCCGCGUGUAGGGCGGCCGACCCAAACUCGCACUGCGAGGCCGGCCGGUGCCAGUGCGACCAGCCGUCGACCGAAUGCAGCGCCGACAACAUCGGCUGCUUCAACCACACCUUCCAGUGCCGCGCCACCGGUCGCUGCAUCAGCUGGUACUUCGUCUGCGACGGCCGCGACGACUGCGGCGACGGCUCUGACGAGCUGCUGUGCCGCCCGCCGCACGGGUGUCCGACGCUGACGCACGCCUGCGCCAGCGGCCAGUGCGUCAGCCGAGCGCGACUCUGCGACGGCGUGCGCCACUGCGACGACGGCAGCGACGAGCUGGGAUGCCGCCGCCCGGCCCGAGGGCUGGCCGAUCUGCUGGCGCCACACAUCCUUCUCUGCCUGCUCGCCUCCGGUUAA